Messenger RNA from Oppia nitens, 965 nucleotides. RefSeq names its product glutathione S-transferase 1-1-like. Bases 177 to 920 code for a protein of 247 amino acids. Lineage: Eukaryota; Metazoa; Arthropoda; Arachnida; Sarcoptiformes; Oppiidae. Gene Ontology annotation, biological process: glutathione metabolic process. Gene Ontology annotation, molecular function: glutathione transferase activity. The record is from RefSeq and is a predicted model, not a curated record. The transcript has 3 exons.
UUUUGUUUUUUUGGGCGAUAACUACUUAAACCAGUUUUUUUGUGGUUGUAUUUCUCAUAGUGAGCCGGCACAAAUAUACUACUGUAUAUGAUGAUCAAUGAUCAGUAAAAUAAUUUUGAAUCAUCACUAUUAACCACUACAACAACCACACCCACCCACCCACGCGAGAAAACAAAAUGCCAAUCAAUUUAUACUAUAUGUUGGAAAGUCCGCCGUGUCGUACGGUAUUGAUGGUCGCCAAACAAUUGGACAUCCAGUUGACCCUACAUAGUAUCGAUCUGACCAAAGAUGAACACCUGACCCAGGAGUUUGCCCAAAUGAAUCCAUGCCGUCUGGUACCGACUCUGGUCGAUAAGGAUGGCGACGGCGGCGACGGCAACGGUGGCAAUGGUUUCAAACUAUGGGAAAGUCGGGCAAUUGUUACCUAUUUGGUCAACAAAUAUCGACCGAAUCAUCCACUAUAUCCUGUGGCCGUACAAACUCGGGCAACAAUCGACCAGUUUUUGCAGUUUGAUUUGGCAACACUGUACAAGUCUAUCACCGAUUAUGUGGGUCCGAUAUUUUUUGGCGGAGAACUGGAGGAAGCGAAACAUAUAAAAUUAAAGGAAACACUGGAUCUGUUUGAUUCAAUACUCGGCGGCGGUGAAGGCGGCGGCGGCGGUAAACAUGGAUUUGUUUGCAGUGGCAACGGCUACGACCAGUUAACAGUGGCCGACAUAUCGAUGGCAGCCGGUCUGACACUACUGGAACCAAUUGACUACAGUCUGGAUCAAUGGACUAAUAUUAUGAAAUGGUUAGCAAAUGUCAAACAAGAGCUGAAUUCAAACGACAACAACUGUUACGAUGAGAUCAAUGCUAAGGCGAUUGAAAAUACUCGUCAGUAUAUCAGUUAUUUGAAGACCAAAAAAAUCAAUGACUGAUCUAAUCAAAUGAAAUUACUAAAUAUCUUGAACCACAAAAAUACU